UCAUUUAAUUUGCAGUUGUAUAUAUGUGUUUAUAGCUAUCUAGGUGCUUCUCAACAAGCCUAGAUAUAGAUAUAGAUAUAUACUCCGUAGUAGUUGCUGCUGCAGAUCAGAGUGCAGGCUACUAGUAUAGAGAAAUGGGAAAGAAGGGAGGAUCCUCCUGGUUGACUGCUGUGAAAAGGGCUUUCAGGUCUCCUACUAAAGACCCACCUCAAAACAGAAAUCACACAAAUAAUAUUCAGCUUGAAGAUAAUGACGAAGAAAAGAAAAGGGAGAAGCGAAGGUGGCUUUUCCGGAAGGCAGCUAGCCAUGAAAACGCUACUCCUACUCAACAAGGGAUAGCUGUUCAGCUGCCUAAGCACACAAAUAACGCAGAUUCAGAAGAAGAAGAGCAGAGGCAUAAUAAUAAUAAUAAUAAUAAUAAUAAUAAUGCCAUUGCGGUGGCUGAAGCUGCCGUUGCCACUGCUCAGGCAGCCAUGGAAGUUGCUCAUCGUCUUGCCAACCCUUCUCCCAUUUCUAGUAAUGUUUAUUAUUAUUAUUAUGCAACAAGGGACAGGGAACAACAUCUUGCUGCCGUUAUAAUUCAAACUGCCUUCAGAGGAUAUCUGGCGAGGCGAGCUCUUAGCGCACUCAAAGGACUAGUAAAGUUGCAAGCUCUGGUAAGAGGUCACAAUGUGAGGAAGCAAGCAAAGAUGACACUGAGAUGUAUGCAAGCUCUGGUUCGAGUACAGUCUCGGAUACUUCACCAGCGCAUCACCCAUUCCCAUGAAGGAACCAGAAAUUCAACUUUCAGUGACAACACCAACCCCAUCUCCAUCUGGGAUAAUCCCCCUCGUUAUGUUCAACACUUUUCUGAUAGGAGAUCAAUGUCUAGAGAUGGAGGUAGUAGCAUCCCAGAUGAUUGGGAUGAACGCUCGCAUACUAUUGAGGAGGUUAAAGCAAUGCUCCAGAGCAGAAAAGAAGCAGCUUUUAGGCGACAAACUAACUUAUCAUCCCAACAGAUGUGGAGAGGGGGUAAAAAUCAGUCAAUAGGCAGUGAGGAUGAAUUUGGGGAAAGGCAGCAGGAGAGAUGGAUGAUGAUGGGUGCAGCAGCAAAACCAUGGGGGGAUAAUAAUGUCAGGGAAAGACCUUCAACUGAUCAUCAUCACAUAAUUGACAACGUUAAAACUGUCGAAAUUGAUACUUCACAACCUUACUCCUAUCUGCCUCCUAGUAAUCCCCGAAGAUCAAAUCAUCAGCAGCAGCAUCAAAGACCAAGUUCACCUCUUCAUAGACCUCACCAAUCCUUCCGCUCUCCCGCCACGCCUUCUCCUUCCCGAACAGCUCCUCCUAUACACCUCCGCUCUGCCAGUCCCCGGUGUUCGAGAGAAGUAGAAAGAAACAGCUACCAUUCGGCUCACACCCCCAGCCUAAGACCUAAUAAUAACCAGCAGCCUAGGGGUACUGCAAGUGUUGCUACAAUAAUAAUGCCAAAUUACAUGGCUGCAACCGAGUCCGCUAAGGCCAGGAUUCGUUCACAAAGUGCUCCCCGGCAGAGGCCAUCGACCCCCGAGAGGGAGCGAAUAGGAAUAGGAUCGGCCAAGAAACGCCUAUCCUUCCCGGUUAACAAUGCUGCAGGCGGUGAGGGUUAUGGAAUGGGAGGGUAUUUGCAUAACUUGAGGAGCCCGAGCUUCAAGAGCGUGGUGAGUGCAUUUGGAUAUGAGCAGCAGUCUAACUAUUCGUCUUGUUGCGGCACCGAGAGUGUUGGAGGUGGUGGUGGUGGUGGUGGUGAGGUUUCUCCUUGUACUAGUGACCUUAGAAGGUGGCUGAGAUAAUAAGGUAAUAACAGAUCACCAAAGGGUGAAUGAAACAUUUUCAUUUUUCAACUUAAAGCUAGCUUAGCUAACUCUGAUCUUCCUAUAUAGUAAUAUAUAUAGGUGUUUGGUACUAGAAUUAGUAUUCCUUAAGUUUCUUCAGUUUUGAUGCUAUUCAUGGAUUUGGCCUUGUCUCUUCUUCCUGCUGUUUAGAUGUAGUGGAUUGAGUGAGUUGUGUUAGUACCAAAAUUAAUAUAAAUAUAUUAGUUUAGUACAUGA
Messenger RNA from Ipomoea nil (Japanese morning glory), 2069 nucleotides. Its product is annotated as protein IQ-DOMAIN 1-like. NCBI's taxonomy places the organism in Eukaryota, Viridiplantae, Streptophyta, Magnoliopsida, Solanales, Convolvulaceae. Gene Ontology annotation, molecular function: protein binding. The record is from RefSeq and is a predicted model, not a curated record. The transcript is spliced from 5 exons. Bases 135 to 1811 code for a protein of 558 amino acids.